CGCAGAGCAGUGGCCCCAGGCCAGGACUCCGGCUUUCUGGGCUGUGGGAAGCUGGGCCAGCUGCUGCCUUGGUGUCCCCAGGGCCUUGGUCCUGGCUUGAGUCCCCCAAGCCCACACACUCCAGGCAGAGACUGCAGCUCCCUGGCCAGCACUGCCGGCCAUCGGAUUGAGCUGGAGCCGCCGCCUACACUCCUGAGCGCCUCGACCCCUGCCCUGGUGUGGAUCUGGAGGUGCCGGUGGUGGUCACCUUGGCUCCUGGGCUGGGCCGCUUCCCUUCUGCGGCAGAGGCUGUAAAGGCUGUGGGGAGGCGGUGAGGGCGGAGCCGUCAGCCCCUCCUCCCGAUGGCAGAGGCUGCCCUGCCCCUGGAGAGCCAGCACAGCCCUGAUGGCUCCCAACCCCAGCGGAUGCCUCCGCCUACUGCUGCUGCUCGCCUGCUGCCUGGCGCCUGCCCAGGCCACCCUGCUGCCCCUGGACUGGCUAUGGUCUUCGAAGAUCAGUGACUCCACUGCCGGGCCGGAUUCCCAGCCCCAGAGCCGUCCGUCUCUGCAGCCCACAGAGGCCCCCUCCACACACGUGGCCUCCCAGCAUGGGUCCCCAGAGCCAAGGACGGUCCCUACCAGCACCCAGCUGGCCUCGGAGCGACAGACAGCUGCCUGGAGUGAGGACCCUGCUGCCCACGUCACCCCCACCUCCCAGGCCGCCUCCGCCGCAAGCCAGGAUAGGAAGGAGGAGAAUGUCGCGGGCGUGGGUGCCAGGAUCCUGAACGUGGCCCAGGGCAUUCGGAGCUUCGUCCGGCUGUGGGACGAUGCUGCGUCGGUGGGAACGCCUGGCACUGUGGCCCCCACUGACCUGCGCAUGCUCACUGGCCCCUCUAGCGACCCCCAGGACAAGGCUGACUUCCGGCCCGGUUACGGAGCCCCAAGCAUCCUGGACACGCAGACAGCUGAGGCUGGUGCCCUGGCUGUGCCCACCCAGCCAUCUCCAUCCCUGGCGCCGCCGAGGGGGUUCCCUGUGACCCCGGUGUUCCCAGAGAGCACCAGCCGGGAGGUGGGGCUGCUGCAGCUCCUUGGGGAACCCCUACCUCAGCAGAUCAUAGCCAUCGAUGACCCCGAGGUCGGGCUGGCCUAUGUCUUUGGACCAGAUGCCAACAGCGGCCAGGCGGCCCGGUACCAUGUGCCCAGCCCCUUCUUCCGAGACUUCUCGCUGCUAUUCCACGUGCGGCCGGACACGGAGGGCGCAGGCGUGCUGUUCGCCAUCACGGAUGCAGCGCAGGCAGCCGUGGUGCUGGGUGUGAAGCUGUCAGGAGUGCAGAACCAGCACCAGAACAUCUCGCUGCUCUACUCGGAGCCAGGCGCCGGCCAGACCCGCACAGCUGCCAGCUUCCGCCUGCCUGCCUUCGUGGGCCAAUGGACCCACUUCGCACUCAGCGUGGACGCUGGCUCUGUGGCACUCUACGUCGACUGCGAGGAGUUCCAGAGGCUGCCAUUCACUCGGUCCCUGGGGCGCCUGGAGCUGGAGCCUGGUGCUGGCGUCUUCGUGGGCCAGGCUGGAGGAGCAGACCCUGACAAGUUCCAGGGGGCAAUUGCGGAGCUGUGGGUGCGUGGGGACCCCCGGGUGAGCCCUGUGCACUGCUUGGACGACGAGGACGAGGAUGAAGCCAGGGCAUCCGGAGACUUUGGCAGUGGCCUGGAAGAGACCCCAGAGCUUCACAGGGAGGACGAGGCUGUGACCCAGAUGCCCGGCCUCCCCCUGCCUCCACCUGUGACUCCUCCUCCUCUGGCCAGAGGCAGCAGUGUGGAAGAAGCCAGGACAGAGGAGGUCCAGGAGCAGACCACAGCAACCUCACCCGGGCGUGAAGCUCUUUCAGCUAAGACCCUUCCUGGCCCAGGUUCAGAGGACGCAUGGGACGAGAGUGCCUGGAGCCCAGGGAGUGGCCAGGGGAAGGGAGGCCUGAAGGGGCAGAAGGGGGAGCCAGGAGCUCGGGGGCCACCUGGCCCAGUCGGGCCCCAGGGCCCCACAGGCUCCGUGAUGCACGGCCCUGGUGCACACCCUGUCCCCGGACCCCCAGGGAAGGACGGUGCUCCGGGCAGGGAUGGCGAGCCGGGGGACCCUGGCGAGGACGGAAGACCAGGGGCCGCUGGGCCACAGGGCUUUCCGGGGACCCCGGGGGACGUGGGCCCCAAGGGUGAGAAGGGAGACCCGGGGGUUGGGCCAAGAGGACCCCCAGGGCCCCAAGGGCCACCAGGACCGCCCUUCAGGCAUGACAAGCUGACCUUCAUCGACAUGGAGGGGUCUGGCUUCAGCGGCGACCUGGAGACCUUCAGGGGCCCGCGAGGCUUCCCCGGCCCCCCUGGUCCCCCUGGAGUCCCAGGCCUGCCUGGGGAGCCUGGCCGCUUUGGGGUGAACAGCUCCCACGUUCCAGGACCCCCAGGCCUCCCUGGCGUGCCUGGGCAGGACGGGUCCCCCGGGUUCCCUGGCUCCCCGGGACACCCAGGACCCCCAGGGAAAGAGGGUCCUCCAGGAAAAGCGGGCCAGAAAGGCAGCCCUGGAGAUGCGGGCGCCCCUGGACCCAAGGGCAGCCAAGGAGACCCAGGCCCCGCAGGUGCUCCCGGGAAGACUGGCUUUGUAGGAGCCCCCGGGCCCAUUGGACCCCCAGGACCCCCAGGACCUCCUGGACCCCCCGGACCAGGACUUGCUGCAGGAUUUGAUGACAUGGAAGGCUCCGGAGCCCCCUUCUGGUCGACAGCCAGAGACUCCUCAGGGCUGCAGGGACCACCAGGCCUGCCCGGACUCAAGGGGGAUCCCGGCCUGCCUGGGCCUCCUGGAGACAAGGGAGAAGUCGGAGCGGAUGGAGCUCAAGGCUUCCCUGGCCUCCCGGGCAGCGAGGGCUCAGCUGGGCCCACGGGACCAAAAGGCGAGAAGGGGAGCCGGGGAGAAAAAGGCGACCCUGGAAAGGAUGGUGUGGGGCAUCCUGGCCUGCCUGGGCCCCCAGGACCCCCGGGAGCUGUGGUCUAUGUGUCCGAGCAGGAUCGAGCGCUGGCCAGUGUACCGGGCCCCGAGGGCAGGCCGGGCUUCGCGGGCUUCCCUGGACCCGCCGGGCCAAAGGGCGACGAGGGCUCCAAAGGCGCGCUGGGCUCCCCGGGGCCCAAGGGUGAGAAAGGAGAGCCGGGUGGCAUCUUCAGCCCUGACGGCAGAGCCCUGGGCCCCGUGCAGAAGGGAGCCAAGGGAGAGCCGGGCUUCCGUGGACCCCCGGGGCCAUACGGGCGGCCUGGGCACAAGGGAGAGAUCGGCUUUCCUGGACGGCCGGGUCGCCCCGGGAUGAACGGACUGAAGGGUGAGAAGGGGGAGCCCGGAGACGCCAGCCUCGGUUUUGGCGUGAGGGGAAUGCCUGGGCCCCCAGGACCUCCAGGUCCCCCUGGCCCACCUGGGAUGUCCAUCUAUGACAGCAACGCAUUCAUGGAGUCCGGCCGUCCUGGACCUCCGGGACCACAAGGGCUGCCAGGGCCUUCUGGACAAAAGGGCAACAAAGGGGACGUGGGCCCACCCGGACCACCAGGGCAGUUCCCCUUGGACCUCUUCCGUCUGGGAGCUGAAAUGAAGGGCGAGAAGGGGGACCGCGGGGACGCCGGACAGAAGGGCGAGAGGGGCGCGCCCGGGGCCAGCAGCGGCUUCUUUGGCUCCAGUGUGCCUGGCCCCCCCGGCCCCCCGGGGUACCCCGGGAUCCCAGUAAGCGUGGAACCCGCCACGGGCACACUCGGCCGCCUCGCUGCCCAAGGCCCCGCAAUCUUGGGUCCUAAGGGAGAGAGCAUCCGGGGCCCACCUGGCCCACCUGGCCCUCAAGGGCCUCCUGGCAUUGGCUAUGAAGGUCGCCAGGGCCCUCCUGGGCCCCCUGGGCCUCCCGGUCCCCCCUCAUUUCCCGGCCCACACAGGCAGACUGUCAGCCUUCCUGGUCCCCCUGGCCCUCCUGGCCCCCCAGGCCCCCCGGGGACCAUGGGCACCUCCUCAGGGGUGAGGGCCUGGACUUCCUACGAGGCCAUGCUGGAGAAGGUGCACGAGGUGCCUGAGGGCUGGCUCAUCUUCGUGGCAGAGGACGAGGAGCUCUACGUCCGUGUCCGCAAUGGGGUCCGCAAGGUCCUGCUGGAGGCCCGGAUGCCACUGCCUCGUGUGACGGACAACGAGGUGGCCGCCCUGCAGCCCCCGCUGGUGCAGUUGCACGGUGGUGGCCCAUACCCACAGCGGGAGCACCCCUACUCCACUGCGCGGCCCUGGAGGGCAGAUGACAUCCUGGCCAGCCCCCCACGGCUGCUGGACCCCCAGCCCUACCCUGGGGCCUCACAACACCAUGGCGCCUACGUGCAUCUCCAGCCAGCCAGUCCGACAGGCUCGCCUGCCCACACCCACCGUGACUUCCAGCCAGUGCUCCACCUGGUGGCGCUCAACAGCCCACUGCCGGGGGGCAUGCGUGGCAUCCGCGGAGCCGACUUUCAGUGCUUCCAGCAGGCGCGCGCCGUGGGGCUGAGCGGCACCUUCCGUGCCUUCCUCUCCUCGCGGCUGCAGGACCUCUACAGCAUUGUGCGCCGUGCGGACCGCGGGACUGUGCCCAUCGUCAACCUCAAGGACGAGGUGCUGUCUCCCAGCUGGGAGGCCCUGUUCUCAGGUUCCCGCGGCCAGCUGAAGCCUGGCGCCCGCAUCUUCUCCUUCGAUGGCAGGGACGUCCUGAAGCACCCAGCCUGGCCCCAGAAGAGCGUGUGGCAUGGCUCUGACCCCAGCGGGCGCCGGCUGACUGAGAGCUACUGUGAGACAUGGCGCACGGAGGCAGUGGGGGCCACGGGCCAGGCCUCCUCGUUGCUAGCAGGCAGGCUGCUGGAGCAGAACGCCGCGAGUUGCCGUAACACCUACAUCGUCCUCUGCAUCGAGAACAGUUUCAUGACGCCCUCCAAGUAGGGCCCUGCACUGGAUGGUGGGCAGAGGCAGUGAGGACUGGCACAGGCAGGGAGUGUCCGGCUGGCCCAGAACCUGGUGGAUACUUUCCCGUGUGGUUCACUUUUCAUGUAAUCCUUGAGAAAUAAAAGGAAGCCAAAGAGUAUAUUUUUUUUAAAGUUUAGAGCAGCCUGAUGCAAAGUGUCCCUGCUCCUGCCCUCCCCACAAUGCUGGCCAGCUGCAACACGGUGCUGGCCUCUGUGCCCAGGCCACUUCAGACCACGGCUGCCUUUCAGGAUGAAGGCUGGCCCAGGACACUUGGCCGAGACUUGCAGGUGUCCUGCUGUGGACUCACAGGCCACCAGUGUGGGAAGGGCCUGGCCACUGGAGGUGCUGGAGGCUGGGCCAGUCAGCAUGAAGCCCCUGGCCUGUCCUCACCACCCACUGGCUGUGCCAGACACAUGUUCGCCCACAGGGAGACAACAGCCACACCUGGGCCCCCUCCCCAGCUCCCUGCAGGAGCAGGCUUCCAGCUCAGUGUCCCCCACCACCUGGCCGUGCCUAGAACAGGAGGCCCACUAUGGUCUGUCCAGCCUGCCUGGGCAUCGGGGCCCCAUCAUGCCUCCUUGGGCUGGUAUCUCAGGUGACGCUGAGACCAGGCUGGGCCAGAGUAUGACCCCAUUGUCUGACUAGGAUAGGGGUGUGGGUGAUGAGUCAGGUAGUGGCAGUGUCCUGUCCCCAGCCCUUUUGCUUGCAAGUACAGAAGCCCAGCAGUCUCCCCAGAGCAUCUUGCCACAGGGGCCACAUGCUUGGCCACCCUGGGCCAACUGCAGCCACUGUGCUUCCUGCCUCAGGAUCUAGGGUCUGUGGUCUGAGGACUGGGCAAAACAAGCAGGACCAGUUCUGUAUCUGUGGUGUGAACUGUUUCAAAAGGACACUGAAUAAAGACCUUUUACACCGA
Molecule: messenger RNA, 5881 nt
Organism: Fukomys damarensis (Damara mole-rat)
Lineage: Eukaryota; Metazoa; Chordata; Mammalia; Rodentia; Bathyergidae
Gene: Col18a1
Product: collagen type XVIII alpha 1 chain
Exons: 41
Coding region: 385-4944 (1519 amino acids)
Cellular component (GO): basement membrane
Molecular function (GO): protein binding
Source: RefSeq, a predicted model, not a curated record